AUUCAGGAAACCCCGUGGAGUUCACUACCCUGCAACCAUUGUUUUCUUACCUUUCUGGAGAACCUUUUACACUUUGCUGUUUCUUUUGUGAUCAUAUCAUGGCUGGUGCACUUGUUGGUGGAGCUUUCCUUUCUGGCUUCAUUAACGUUCUAUUUGACAGGUUCCUUACAACUGAUGUGGUCAACUUGGUCUUGGGCAAGAAGCUUGGCCCUGACUUGGUUGAAAGGCUGAAGAUCUCUCUGCAUGCUGCUGAAGUUCUGGUUGAUGAUGCUGAGUACAAGCAACUGGGCAAUGAACAUGUGAGGGAUUGGCUCAACAGUCUGAGGGAUGCUGUUUAUGUGGCUGAUGACUUGCUGGAUGCUGUCCUCACCAAAGCCGCCACUCAAAAGGAAACGGAGGUAAGUUCUUUCCUCAACCCCAUUAACUUCUUCAUCAACCGGGAUAGGGAGAUGGUAGAUAAGAUGGAAGGGGUGGUUAGAAGAAUAGAGUAUCUUGAAAAACAAAAAGAUUUCCUUGGUCUUGAGAAGAGUACCAAGAAGAACUUCUUGUCAUGGAGAAUUCCAUCCACAUCUCUGGUGGAAGGUAAUAUCCUUGGCAGGGAAAAGGACCAAAAGGAAAUCAUCAAGAUAUUAGAUGAUAAUAGAGAAUAUCAGUUGUCUGUGAUUCCCAUUGUGGGCAUAGGUGGGGUUGGCAAAACAACUUUAGCACAGUGGGUGUUUAAUAAUGAAGACUUGAUGAAAGGAUUUCAAGUCAAAGAAUGGGUUUGUAUCUCUGAAGACUUCAAUAUUGUUGAGGUUACAAAGAAUGUUAUAGGCCAAACUGCUCGUAAUGUUGAUGAUUUCAAUUCACUUCAACUCAUAUUGAAGGAAAAGUUGUCACAAACGAAGUUUUUUAUUGUGUUGGAUGAUGUUUGGAGUGAUGAUGGUGAUGUCUGGAAGAAAUUUAAAACCCCAUUUCAAUAUGGAGCCAAGGGAAGUACAAUUCUUAUAACAACUCGUGUCAAAGAAGUUGCUUCCAUUGUCCAAACUUGUCCCCCCUACAUUCUGAAUGAGUUGUCUGAAGAUUGUUGCUGGUCAGUGUUCGCAAACAAUGCUUGCUUUCCAGAAUCAAAUGGGAGUCCAAGACUAGAAGAAAUUGGUAGAAAGAUUGUCAACAAGUGUAAGGGGCUACCAUUAGCUGCAGAAACACUUGGACGUAUGUUGCGAAUGAAGGACGACAUUAAUGAAUGGGAAGCUUUACUAAUGAGCGAUAUUUGGGAUUUUUCUGUGAAAAACAGUAAAAUUAUUCCAGCAUUGUUAAUUAGUUACUUCCAUCUUCCUGCACAUUUAAAGCGUUGUUUUAUUUACUGUGCAUUGUAUCCGAAAGAUUAUCUUUUUGAUAAAGAUAAACUAAUCUUGCUGUGGAUGGCUGAAGAUCUUUUAAGGGCACCAAAGAGAGGAGAGAGUUUAGAAGAAGUUGGCUGCAAAUGUUUUGAAGAAUUAGCUUCCAGAUUAUUUUUUAAACCACAUGAGUAUUUAUCUGAGUGUUUUGUUAUGCAUGACCUUUUACAUGAUUUAGCAUUGUUCCUUUCUGGAGACUUCUAUUGUAGUUUUGAAGAGCUUGGUGAUGUGGACAAUAUGUCUGACCGAACUCGUCAUUUAUCCUAUAAAAAAUUGAGUCAUUUGUCCUCAAAACAUUUUGAUUCCAUAAGUAAAGUUGAAUCUUUGAGAACAUUAUUGCUCAUCAAUUUAUUUCCUCACUCAUGCAAGGCAGAUGUUGAAACAUCGUGUAUCCUAAUAUCAAAGCUCAAAAGAUUGAGAGUUUUGUCAUUUCUCAGGUUUGAAAGAUUCGAAGCAUUACCUGAUUCAAUAGGUGAAUUAACCUACUUGCGUUACUUGGAUCUCUCUAGAACAAGCAUUAGGACACUACCAGAAUCAUUGUGUGAUUUGUACAAUCUACAAACACUGAAGUUGCAUGGGUGUUCUUGUUUGACUAUGCUACCUAAUGGCAUGCAUAAGCUUGUGAAUUUGCGACAUCUUGAUAUUUGGGGAACUUCUUUGGAAGGAAUGCCAGGAGGCAUGAACAAAUUGAAACACUUGCACUUUCUAAGCUUCUUUAUGGUGGGCAAACAUGAAGACAAUAGAAUCCAAGAGUUAGAAGGGCUUUCAAAUCUUCAUGGUUCAUUUGAGAUUAAGAAAUUGGAGAAUGUUGUUGAUGUGAAAGAAGCAAGGAGGGCGAAGAUAUUGGAUAAGAAGCACAUUGAGUGCUUAUUGUUGGAAUGGUCUUCAGGUGAUGAUAUGGUUUCAGACACACAAACUGAAAGAGAUAUACUCAACAGCUUGCAACCACACAAUGGCUUGAAAAAGUUGAAAAUCAAGGGAUACAAGGGUACAAUAUUUCCAGAUUGGUUGGGAUUCUGUUCCUACAACAAUAUGACAAGUGUAUCUCUAGAGUCUUGCAAGAAUUGCUGCAUGCUGCCUUCACUUGGACAGCUGCCAUCUCUUAAGUCCCUGAGGAUUCGAGGUUUCGAUCAGCUGAGGAGUAUUGGCGACGAGUUUUACAAGAAUGAAGGCGAUCAUCAUUCUUCGCCUAUUGCACCGUUUCCCUUGCUGGAGAGUUUGGAGUUUGAUAACUUGCCAUGUUGGGAGGUGUGGCACUUAUCUGAGUCAGAAACUUUUCCUCAACUCAGGAAGCUUGAAAUAAGAUAUUGUCCAAUGUUAAAGGGACAUAUGCUUAACCAUGUAUUCUUGAGAAUGUUUUCUUCUUUAUCAGAUGUUUCAAAUGUUCGCAAACUAGAUAUACUGGAAGAUAAUAAAAAAAGGUCUCAAAAGAUGUUAGAUAAUGGGGAGACUUUAUCAAUUAGGGGAUGUAAAUACAUACUGGAGUAUGCAUUUAAGGCAACCAUCGUCCACCAUCUAACUUCCCUCCAAGAAAUACAAAUCUCAGGGUGUUUGUCUGCUGUGUCCUUUCCAGGCAAUUGUAUAACCAAAUCUUUGCAAAAGCUGAAAAUCUUGAAUAGCAGCAAACUGGAAUUCCCCCAGCAAGAGCAGAAGUAUGAUUUGGUAGAACUAAAAAUUGAAAACAGCUGUGAUUCACUGACCUCCUUCUCAUUGGAUGCCUUUCCCAACCUUAAGAAUCUUGAGAUAUCAUGGUGUUGGAAUCUGGAAUCAGUUUCAAUGUCAGAGCGACCGCACGCUGCUCUUCAACGUCUCACCAUCCAUCAAUGCUCCAAAUUUGUGUCAUUUCCAAGAGAAGGACUAGAUGCACCCAACUUGACUCAUUUCAAUGUCACUGGCUGCUCAAAGUUGGAGGCAUUGCCAUGUCACAUGAAUUCUCUUCUUCCAAAUUUACAGUCUCUCAACAUAAGAGAUUGCCAGAAAAUGUGUAGAUUGCCAGAGGGUGGUUUGCCACCUAACUUGAAAGAGCUUACUAUCGGGAAACAAUGGAAGGUUCUAUCAACAAUGGGCAAUUCUGAUGCCCUCACUCAUCUUUCCAUCUAUGAUUGUGAUUGGUAUAAUAAAAGCACAAGGUCAUUCCCAGAGGUUGGUUUGCUGCCUCCUCUUCCUUCCCUCACCACUCUGUGUCUCUAUUACUUUCCAAAUCUGGAGACAUUGGAGUGCAUUGAGCUUCUCCGCCUCACCUCCCUCCAACAAUUGUCAAUUAUGUCGUGUCCGAAGCUGGAGAAUAUGGCAGGAGAAAAGCUGCCUCCCUCUCUGUCACUACUUCAAAUUAAAGGCUGUCCUUUGCUUGGAGAACACUGCAACAACAAGCAUCAACUAAUUUGGUCCAAAAUUUCACACAUUCCCAACAUUCAAGUCCAUCGCAAACAAUUUUUCUGAAAUGGGAUUUCUCACUAGGUUUUGGUCAUUUUAUUUGUCACAAGCCAAAACCUUUUGGAGUGUCUCUCUACAUUCCCAUUAGUGUAUGAACCUAAUCAGAUUUGGAUUAACAAGAUUGGAAAUCGGAAAUUCUUCACUCAUAGUUCUUGAAUUUGGAGGUGUGAUUGUGAUC
Messenger RNA from Arachis duranensis, 3990 nucleotides. RefSeq names its product putative disease resistance protein At3g14460. Gene Ontology annotation, molecular function: ADP binding. The transcript has 2 exons. Gene Ontology annotation, biological process: defense response to other organism. NCBI's taxonomy places the organism in Eukaryota, Viridiplantae, Streptophyta, Magnoliopsida, Fabales, Fabaceae. The record is from RefSeq and is a predicted model, not a curated record. Bases 99 to 3818 code for a protein of 1239 amino acids.